AUGAGAGGAUUUGUUAAACCUCUUAUUGCAGCGGCCUCGGCAGCUUGGUCAGUGUGCGUAUCUGCAACCGACACUUCUACCUCAGCCUCUCUCCCAAAAGACAUUAAGAUCGAUCUAAAGGCUGAAUGGGAUGUUGUUCCAUUUCAAUUGGAACUCGUUGAAGCAAUUGCUGCUGAAAAUUCCACAAUCUACCAUCCACUUCUAUUGGAAUUAUCUACUAGUGAACAACUCGAGGAUAUUCCCAAACCUAGUGAUAAACUUCUCUACGAUACUGCAAUUAAAUUUGCUUUAGACAAUGGAUAUAUUUCUGAAUCAGCUGUCCCAUUCAUUGAUUUGGCUUUGGGAUUGCACAAACAUUCAGCUAAAAUCCAAGCUUAUUACCAGUACCAUGACUCUGUAGCUUCUAGUAGUGCUUCAUCAGAAAAAUGCCCCGUAUGGAUCAGCUACAAUAAAAAAACCUCUUGCGAUUCUGAUACCGUUUUUGCUCUUGAAACAAAAUCUAAUGGAAUCUCCGAUAACUCUCUUAUUCUCCCACACGACAGAGUCUUUGGAUCUAGAAAUGAUGCACCUGUUGCAAUACUCUAUGCAGACAUCACCCAUAACUCGUUCCCUAUUUUCCACAAACAUCUUUACCACUCUGCUGAAAAUGGAAAAAUUAGAUAUGUCAUUAGAUACCGUAAAUCCGUUUUUGACGAAAAUGUUUCAACAAAUAAUAAUAAUAAUAUCCCGGAAAAGCAACCACUUGCUGGUUAUGGUGUCGAGCUUUAUGUCAAACGCACAGAUUACCUUGUUAUCGAUGACCGCGAUGUCAAAACUGAAAACAAUGAAAAUGAUGAUUCUGCUUCUAACGAUAAUGAACCUAAGAAAAUUGAGCUCAAGGCUGCUGAUGAAGGUGCAACCAUUAAGAAGCAAAAUAUCCCUCUUAUUGGUGUUAAAGCUGUCGGGUUCAUCAUGAACAGCGAAAACAAGUUUGACUCUCUAGUCAAUGUUUCUCUUGAUUUUCCACGCUACUCACACUCUAUUUCUGAACUCCCUGUUGAUCGAGAUCUUAAGGUGGAACUUGCCAAAACUAGAAUUAGUCCAGGUGCCAAUAUUCUUUAUGUCAAUGGUGCUCCAGUCACUCAACCAAACGACGAUAUAUUCACCAUCACCAAUGCAAUUCAGCGUGAAAGAGGAUUUUUUUCUCUUUUCAAUCAAAUUGGAAUCAAGUCCGAAGAUGCUAUCAAACUCAUUACUUUUGCUGACUCUCCUGAACAAGACAUUCUUAAAGAUAAAGAUAUUUCUGAUGAAAAAGAAGAAAAAAAAAACGAGAAAGAAGAGAAAGAAGAGAAAGAAGAGAAAGAAGAGAAAGAAGAAGAGAAAGAAGAAGAGAAAGAAGAAGACGAAGACGAAGACGAAGACGAUGAAGAAAAGAGAUAUUCUAAGCUCGAAGAUUCUGAGUAUACUCGUUUUGAUUAUCGUUCUUCUUCUCUUCUUUGGAUUAACGAUAUUACCAAAGACUCCCAGUAUCGCCGUUGGAGCCCUUCUCUCACCCAGUUUCUUAACGCUGGACAAUCUCACUUCCUUCCCAUUAGACAUAAUACCCAUACUCUUGUUUACGCUUUUGAUCCUUCAAAUGAACUUCAUAUGCGUUCUCUUUAUGAUGUACUUCUUAUUUGGCAACGUAAUGUUCCUAUUCAGAUUGCUCUUUUGCCCUUGCCCCACGACAGAAUGGGUGAGCAAAUUACUUACGAAAUGUACGCUAUUUACGAGAGAGGCAGAAACAAACAAGGUCUUACCCAGUAUCUUUCAAAGCUCCUUUCUGGAGUUAACCACAUCACUGCUGCAAACAGCUUUUAUAACACUAAAAAGUAUGAAUCAUACCGAUCCAUCUUUGACGACAAGAAAAUCGCAGCCACAAUUGAAGAAGCUAAAGCAACCGCUCAUCGUCUUGACAUACAUAUCUCUGACUCUCAACUUCCUACAAUCAUUGUAAAUGGCGUCUUCAUUACCCCCGAUCCUAAUUGGUUCUACGAAAUGUCUCAGAUUGUGAAAUCAGAUAGUUUUAUCGUCAAGGGCCUCAUUGAAGAAGGCGAAAUUGAUGACGACGAUAGUGAUAUUGUUCUUAAGGAUAUCCUUCUUCAAGAAUCAUUCACUCGCCGUAAUCGUAUCAUCUCAACAAGCGAUGCUUCCAAUAUUGUUUACAAUAGUGUAGACGAGCUUUACGAUACUCUUUGGCCUAAUCACCAACAAAGUUCUUUUAGCAAUAAUGUUGUUUCUUUUGUUCGCGAAAGAAUCCCAGAAAACACUGAAAACCCAGAUUUUGUUUCUACUUAUUGGAUUUUUGGCAAGUCUCACACAAAAAGCUUUCUCAAUCAGGUAAUCCAAGGGCUUACCUUUUUGUCUAAAAGCGAGGCUACUUUCCGUCUUAACGUUGUCCCUAUUGUUGAUCUCAAGGCUUCCCGCUCAAAUCAGCAAACUGCAAACAUCGUCAACAAUAUUUUGUAUCUUUUAACAUCUCAAAAGGCUGAUCUUGCCUAUUCUAAGGAAGCUAUUGAAAAUAUUUACACUGCAUUGUACGGAACCUAUAGCGAAAAGCGAGAAUCUCCUUCCCUCGAGGAGAUUAAAAAUAAGAUUACACCCGAAGACUCCUUUUCUACUACUCAAACUCACUACGACCAAAACUAUAAUUUGAUUGCUAAAAUGAAGACUCUUGAGUUCAAGAAAAUUGUUGAUUCGGAUCUUACUGUUGUUUCUGCUGGAAGAGUUAUUCCUCUUCCCGAUGGCAUUUUUUUGGAACACGAAGACUUGGGUCUUUUGAAAGAAUACGAAUUCAAGACACGCAUCAAGGGAUUGAUCCUUAUUUCUAAGAAACUCAAUCUGUUUGCUUCUAUUAAAGCCAGCACAAAGGAAACAGGAAAUGACCGCCACAUUUCUUUCACUUUUGUUGAUAAGCUUGUGUCUCUAGUUUCCAAGGUAAAGUUUAACUAUGUGGCAAAGAGCAGUAUUUACAAUGUCCAAUACACUCGUUUGGAUGUUGAACAUUGGAAUCUCCCCAAGACCUCCUUUGAAGUUGGCAAUAAGGAAACUGCUUUGAUCCAUUUGACUGCAGUCAUCGACCCUCUUAGUGAAAAGGGCCAGGUUUAUAUUAGCUAUCUCCAGUCUCUUUCUCAGAUCCCCUACAUUUCAAUCAAAGUCAUUUUGAACCCCAAGGCCAAAAUUGACAGUAUCCCAUUGAAACGCUUUUAUAGAGCUAGCUUGCCAAUUGCUCCUAAAUUUGAUAAUGAUGGAGCUGUGGUCAAUACUUCUGGUGAUAUCGUUUUAUCAAACAUGCCUCAGUCUACCCUACUGUACCUUGAUCUUGAUGUUCCUCCUGCUUGGAUUGUUAUGCCAAAGAAAAGUAUUUACGAUCUUGACAAUAUUAUCUUGGAUAAGGUUGAACCUGAUGAAGAAGGAAACACUGCACUCAAGGGUACCUAUGAACUCAAACACAUUUUGAUUGAAGGACAUGCUAGUGAUAUUACUCGUAUGCAAGCCCCCCGUGGUGUUGCUCUUAACCUUAGUCCUCUUGAUGGUCCCUUUUUCACUGACACCAUCAUUAUGGAAAAUCUUGGAUACUUGCAGCUGAAAACCACUCCUGGUUUAUGGCAAAUUUCUCUUAAAGAUGGGCCAUCUGCAGAAAUUUUUGAAAUUGCAAGUGUUGCACUUACUGAUGGUUCUGAGCUUGCGAACCCUGACCAAAUCUGGGUCACUGAAUAUACUGGUAUUACCAUUAUUCCUAGACUUAAACGCAAGCGGGGUAUGGAAAACAAGGAUGUUUUGGAAAAGGAAGCUGAAGCUACGAGCGAGGACCAAGAUUCUAGUGAUUCUAUCAAAAGAGCAUUUGAAGAUGCUGGGAAAAAACUUGCCAACUCCUUUUCAGGACUUUUCAAAAAGGAUUCUGAAACUCAGCAGAAGCACAGGGCUCAAACCGCUCUUUCACCCCCCAAGAAGAAUGCUGAUAUUAACAUUUUCUCUGUUGCUAGCGGUCACUUGUAUGAGCGAUUUUUGAGUAUCAUGACUUAUAGUGUGACUGCUCAUACAAAUCACACUGUUAAGUUUUGGAUCAUUGAAAACUUCCUUUCCCCCAAAUUUAAGGACUUCUUACCCUAUCUGGCCAAGGAGCGGGGCUUCGACUACGAGCUUGUCACUUACAAGUGGCCUCAUUGGCUCCGCCACCAAACUGAAAAGCAACGCACCAUUUGGGGCUACAAGAUUUUGUUUUUGGAUGUUCUAUUCCCACAAUCCUUAGACAAGAUCAUUUUUGUUGAUGCCGACCAAAUUGUGCGUACUGACAUGCACGACCUCGUUGAACUUGAUCUCCAUGGGGCACCUUAUGGCUUCACACCCAUGUGUGACUCACGCAAAGAAAUCGAAGGGUUCCGUUUCUGGAAGCAGGGAUACUGGAAACGAUACUUGGGAGAUCUCAAAUACCAUAUUUCUGCGCUCUACGUUGUCGAUCUUGUUCGAUUCCGUGAGCUGGCUGCAGGUGACAUGUUGCGCCAACACUACCAGAUGUUAAGCGCAGACCCUGGAUCCUUGUCGAAUUUGGACCAGGACUUGCCUAACCAUUUACAGCGCCAGCUGCCAAUUUUCUCUUUACCUCAGGACUGGCUCUGGUGUGAGACUUGGUGCUCUGAUGAGAGCUUAUUAACUGCAAAAACAAUUGACUUGUGCAACAAUCCAAUGACCAAGGAGCCCAAACUUGAUCGUGCUAGACGUCAAGUUCCUGAGUGGACAAAGUAUGAUGAUCAAGUGGCUGCACUAGAUAAGAAGGUGGCAAAAUAUCUUGAGGAGUUUGUUGCUGCUCAAGAUGUCCCAGAUCUAAUCCCUGAUUCUGGUGAUAGUGAUGAUGAAAGUGACGACGAUGAAGAGAUCCUGAAGGGAGCUCAAAAAGCAAGGGAAGAUGAGGAAGCGGUUGAUUAUGAAGCCCAGCUUGGUGAUGAAAACGCUCACGAUGAGCUAUGA
Messenger RNA from Magnusiomyces paraingens, 4986 nucleotides. RefSeq lists its product as uncharacterized. The transcript is spliced from 2 exons. Bases 1 to 4986 code for a protein of 1661 amino acids. Gene Ontology annotation, cellular component: endoplasmic reticulum. NCBI's taxonomy places the organism in Eukaryota, Fungi, Ascomycota, Dipodascomycetes, Dipodascales, Dipodascaceae. The record is from RefSeq and is a predicted model, not a curated record. Gene Ontology annotation, molecular function: UDP-glucose:glycoprotein glucosyltransferase activity.